Messenger RNA from Cylindrotheca closterium, 1224 nucleotides. NCBI's taxonomy places the organism in Eukaryota, Bacillariophyta, Bacillariophyceae, Bacillariales, Bacillariaceae. The record is from the annotation of a GenBank genome assembly.
AUGAUAUUGAGGCAUGGAUGCUCGUUGCUAUCCAUCACGAUCCUACUCUCGGUUGUUGCACAAUUUGAAAAGUACAUAUUCCCUAGUGCCAAUAAAAGUCAAUACAAAAAAUCAGUUGGAAAUGGAGUCUCCAGUUUGACAGAGAAGGAUAUGCAAUGCUCACAAAAAGAGUUGCUUCGAAAGACUACCUUUCGAUGUCCCUCGCGAGGUCAUGAAUUGCGCGAACACAAAAACGACAUCCCACGGAACAUUUCAGAAUCAGAGUAUAGACAGAAUUACAUUGACAAUAUGAUUGCCGUGUAUGACGGAAUCGACAAGGACCUCUUUCAGCAUUGCACCAGUCUCUCCUUUCCGUUGGAAACAUGGGAUCCACCUGAAUGCUGGCCCGUUCCUGUCAUUCUACCAUCCUAUCCCACCAGCGGCAAUGGACUUUUUCGAUCCUUGCUCAGCAAUUUGACUGCUCCUUUGGAGACAAGCAUGGUCAUGUACAAUUCAUCACGACAAUUGCCGACUGCCUUGUUCCGAUUGGGUCCUGAUGAAGGUAGCAGCACAUUGGUCCACGGGAUGUUGACAGCCGGGGACGCUCUUCCACUCUUUCGGAGGAUAGUGGUAUUCAAGUCACACAUGGGUGGUAAAGUCAACAAUCCCAAUAUGGAUUUGAACGCGGCCAAACUUCAUGUUGCCCGCCAACACGAAAAGCUCCAUGGCAUAUUACGGCUAGCAAGAAAUCCAGGCGAUCAAAUGUUGAGGAAUCACUUUCGAUGGAAUAGCAGACGCUGCUAUAAAGAGGGAUUGGAAUGCUUUUUGGAGAAAGCACAUCGAUUGUGCCCUGCCAUGCCCGAUGUGGCGGAAGAAUAUCACAAUUUCCACACCUUUUGGAGCAACUUUGACUCAACCAUGCCACAACAUGUGGCAUACUACGAGAACUUUAGCAGCAAGGCGCAAGUCAAAGAUUCCAUUGUUGCUGCCAUGCAAUUUUUGAAUACUCUAACACCAGAUGUUGACUAUGAACGAUUCUACAAGGAUAAGGACCGAAUGGCCAUGGCAACAGGUGUCAUCCGGGAACCAAAAUAUGAACAUGGAAAGUUGUUGGCAGAGGUGUGUGGCGUAGCCAUCGCAAGAAGAGUUCAUGCAAAGACCAAAGCUGUCACGAAAGAAUUGGGAUAUGUAUUUGACAAUGCAGACGGAACGUGGUCAUUAGAUUCUACAAGAAUACGGAAAUAG